This is a messenger RNA of Leishmania mexicana MHOM/GT/2001/U1103, 2085 nucleotides long. RefSeq lists its product as hypothetical. The transcript has a single exon. Lineage: Eukaryota; Euglenozoa; Kinetoplastea; Trypanosomatida; Trypanosomatidae. Gene Ontology annotation, cellular component: cytoplasm. The record is from RefSeq and is a predicted model, not a curated record. The coding region runs from base 1 to 2085 and encodes 694 amino acids. Gene Ontology annotation, molecular function: magnesium ion binding; inositol-1,3,4-trisphosphate 5-kinase activity; inositol-3,4,5,6-tetrakisphosphate 1-kinase activity. Gene Ontology annotation, biological process: inositol trisphosphate metabolic process.
AUGAAUCGCUCAGCAUCGUCUCCGCCGAUGUCGCCGCCACCGUCGGCGAUGCGCACCAUCACUGUCGCACUGUGCGCCAGCUCCAAGAAGCAUCAGCAGUCCUUCGAUGCGCUACGAGAGGCAGGGAAGCUCCACAAUGAGCGCCUUCUCCAGAUGCAGCAGCACUCGGCGGCGAGACAAGCGGGUUGGUUCGACGUUAGCGGCGAGGCACCUGAAGCGAGCACAGCUGCGCAGCAAGAAGGCUGUGCCAGUGGUAACCAUGGCAUGAACUCGCAUUGCAGGAGCCGUAGGACCAGUCGCGCGACCUCCGAAGUCCUGGCGCUCCCUCUCCGGAGUCGCAGUACAACCGAGUGCUUUCUGCCUUGCUCCCCCCUGAGCAACUGCCUCUUCCGCUUUUUCAACUUGAACUACGAUGCCCAGCGACAUCGCAUGGUCCUGUGCAUCGACGGCGACAUCAAAAAAACGCACCAGUCCUCCGCCGCCGCCUUCGCGAAGGAAGACAGUAAGGCCGAUGCAGAGCAGAGCCCCGGCCUAGACGAGGACGAGCCUUCUCAAACCGCGCUCAUGGACGAGGUGGAUGUGGUGCUGCACAAGGUGGCCACGUUUGGCACCCCGGUUGCCAUUCGCGCGCUUCAUCAGUGGUACAAGGGUGCGAAGAGGCGGCGAAGUCGCCAGCGCAGGGCACCCCUCAUGGUGAUUGACCCCCUCGAAAAGGUUCAGCUGCUCAUGACGCGCAGUAUGCUGUGCAAGCUACUGAACAACGCGGGCGAUGACGGGCAACCCAUCGCGCUGAUACCGCGCACGUUCAUGUGGGACUGCCCGUCCAAUGCGGCCUGUGGCCAUGCCGGGCGCACGAACGGGUCCAGCGCAGCCACCCCGCUCGGCAUCCACUCUUUCACGUCCAUGGAGGAGCAGGAGGCGCGCGCGAACGGGACGGCGGCGGAACACUGGUGGAUCGCGAAGCCGGACGAGAGUACCGGCCCCGUUUUCACUCAUCACCUGGUGAUGUGGCUCACGCGCGACGCGGAUGUCUCGGUACCGGCAGCGGUGAAGGCCGCCCUCCCGACAGAGGCCUGCCGCUUCAUUCUGCAGGAGCUGUACGUGUACGCGCUCCCAGUGGUGCUGAAGGUGUACUGUGUCGGCUCACACAUCAGCGUGAAGGUGAACCCCACCGUGAGCCUGCUAAAUUACCUGUGGGAGCACACACGCGGGUCGACGGUGGCGGAUGUGCCAGUGACGUUAGACUCACAGGACAAGGCGUUCUUCUCGGCCGUGGGCAGCGUCUCCACCUCCAGGUCGCAGCCUACGUUGUCUGCCAUGACCAGUAGCACCGACGACGGUGUACAGCCCGUCACAUCACCAGCGAUGAACCCCACCACAGUGGUUGGUGUCCCUCCGUCACCUACGGAACCGCCGCGGGGUACGUCGAGCGAAAGUGCCAGCGUGGAACAGCCGCUUAUUGCGUGGGAGUCGAUGGUUGUGCCGGCGGACAACUGGAACGCGUUCUUGGCCCCGGGCACUCCCGCCUACACCGCCAUCAGCAAGCUGGCGCAGGACCUCUCUGGGGACGCCGGCAUUGGCCUCUCCCUGUACGGUUUCGACCUAGUGCUCGUGCCGCAGUAUCUAGCACACGCGUACCAGCGCAAGGGCGCACGCGGCAUCGGGCGCACUGAAGGCGCAACCGUACGGUACGAGGGGGUAGCGCCCUCGCUGUCGAAGGUGGCCCACCGCAGCACCGACACCGCAGAGCCGGCGCAGCGGCUCCCUGGUAGCCAUAACAUGCGCAAGCUACCGGGUGCCGGUGCCUCAGUGCCGCCAACUCCGGCGUCGCAGCUGUUUCGCGCCAGCGACAUGUUUGACCCCGCCUCCGGCGCGCCCACGCCGCUCCUGUUGGACAGCAUCCCAGUUGUCAUUGAUGUGAACUACUUCCCUGGUUACAAGGGAGUUGCCGAAGUGAAUCAGCACAUCCUGGAGCUGAUCGCGCUCAAGAGCAUGCACUUGCAAGAUGGCUCAUCUAACCGGGCGUGGCACGCCGACACGGCGACUGGGGCAGGUGCGAAGAAACGGCGGUGCUCGGUGAUGUAA